Messenger RNA from Nanorana parkeri, 2252 nucleotides. RefSeq names its product solute carrier family 15 member 2-like. Gene Ontology annotation, biological process: oligopeptide transport; transmembrane transport. The record is from RefSeq and is a predicted model, not a curated record. The coding region runs from base 73 to 2241 and encodes 722 amino acids. Gene Ontology annotation, cellular component: membrane. The transcript is spliced from 23 exons. Lineage: Eukaryota; Metazoa; Chordata; Amphibia; Anura; Dicroglossidae. Gene Ontology annotation, molecular function: dipeptide transmembrane transporter activity.
GAAGAAGAAAAGGAAGAUGCAAAGGAGGGAGGCUGCUCUUUCUUGGAGGACUGAGGUGCAAAAGGAGCAACCAUGGGGGCAGGGACCGGAGUCAAGACGUUCUUCAGCAGAGAGUCGUCGCCGACCAAGAAAGUGCCGAGAAUAUGCGGAACCAACUACCCGCUGAGUAUCUUGUUCAUCAUCGUCAACGAGUUCUGCGAGAGAUUCUCUUACUAUGGAAUGAAAGCCGUCCUGACGCUUUACUUCCUGAACUACCUGCACUGGGACGAGAACCUGUCCACCACCGUCUACCACGCCUUCUCCGGGCUCUGCUACUUCACCCCGAUCAUCGGAGCCCCCAUCGCCGACGCCUGGCUGGGCAAGUUCAACACCAUCUUUUGGCUGUCCAUCCUGUACGUGAUCGGUCAUGUGAUCAAGUCGGUGGGCGCCAUCCCUGACGUGGGAGGCACGGAGGUCCACGUGGCUCUGUCUCUGAUUGGCCUGAUUGCUAUCGCCUUCGGUACCGGAGGUAUCAAGCCCUGUGUGUCGGCCUUCGGCGGUGAUCAGUUUGAUGAAGAACACGUAAAAGAGAGAGGGAAGUUCUUCUCCAUCUUCUACAUGUCCAUCAACGCCGGCAGUCUCAUCUCCACCUUCGUGACGCCGAUACUCCGAGGAGACGUCCAGUGCUUCGGAACGGAUUGUUACGCCCUGGCAUUCGGCGUUCCGGCCGCUUUGAUGUUUUUUGCGCUGAUUGUGUUUGUCAGCGGCAGCGGCAUGUAUAAGAAGCACCCGCCGCAAGGAAACAUCUUAGCUCAAGUCUUCAAGUGCAUCGGAUUCGCCAUUAAGAACCGCUGGAGAAAUCGCUCCAAACAAAUCGCCAAGAGGGAGCACUGGCUGGACUGGGCCACUGAGAAAUAUUCGAAAAAACUGAUCACAGAAGUGAAAAUGGUGACCAAAGUUCUGUUCCUGUACAUCCCCCUCCCGAUGUUCUGGGCUCUAUUUGACCAGCAGGGAUCACGAUGGACUCUCCAGGCCACGAGAAUGAACGCGGAUUUCACCGGAUUUGUUAUUCAGCCGGACCAGAUGCAGAUCCUGAACCCACUUCUGAUCCUCAUUCUCAUUCCGGUGUUCGAUCUGGGCAUCUACCCGCUCGUCAAGCUGUGCAAGAUCAACUUCAAACCCCUUCCAAAGAUGACCAUCGGCAUGCUGCUGGCAGCUGUGGCGUUUGCGGUUGCCACUGUUGUGGAGAUCAAAAUUAAUGAGACAAAUCCAACGAUCCCGAAAGCUGGAGAGAGUCUUGUGCAGGUUCUGAACUUCGCUCAACAACCUGUCGCUGUUAGCAUGCCAGGCAACACGGCGUUCAACCAGCCAUCCCUAGCCAAUGGAGCGUUCCAGGAUCCAAAUUACGUAAAAGUAAAUUUCACCGGCUCUACGACAGUCACUGUGCAGAUUCCUGGAAUCAACACUCCCUGCACAUACAGCAUUGAUGAGAAAGAAGCAUACUCCUUAUUGGUGGAUGUGAAUGUCAUGGAUUCUACUUCGUUUUGUUCACCAAUCAAAGAUAGCAAUAAAAAGCCAUCCAAUGGAUUAGCAGCGGUCAGAUUCAUUAAUUUGCUCCCAGAUACUGUCAACAACAUACAGAUCGGCGACACGGCGUUCAACAGUACUCCCCAGCACAUAUCGGACUAUCUCACACAGAAAAGAGCAAAAACCAAACUUAACGUGGAUUACAACAACGAGAAAUACACGAUUGACCUGGGUUUACUGGACUUUGGUGGAGCAUAUACAGUAGUACUGAAGGGUGUGGAUACAACCAGUAAAGUUAUUACAGCCUACAAGGUUACAGACGUUGACGCUAACAGCGUGCACGUGGCAUGGCAGAUCCCGCAAUACUUCCUGCUGAGCGCCGGCGAGGUCAUGUUCUCGGUCACCGGCUUAGACUUCUCCUACUCCCAGGCUCCAAACAGUAUGAAGUCCGUCCUCCAGGCUGGGUGGCUGCUCACUGUGGCUUUUGGCAAUGUGAUUGUGCUCAUUGUAGCCCAGGCGGGAACCUUGGCACAGUGGGCGGAGUUUAUCCUGUUUGCGGCACUCCUGGUCGCCGUUUCCAUCAUCUUCUCCAUCAUGGGAUACUUCUAUGUUCCCGUGAACCCCGAUGACCUGAAAGAGGACGACGACCAAGCUGACGAUAUCAAGAAGCCGAUACCUGACUUCUACGAGACCACCUUAGACGCCGCCAUGGAGGAGAAGAAGACAAAGAUCUAGAAUAUAGAAAA